AUGGAUGUACAAAUACCUUUCAAAAGAAAAAGGGUAAGACAAGCUUGCUAUUUUUGCCGCAGUAAAAAGAGCAAAUGUGACGGUGCUCAACCAACUUGUUCAAGCUGCAGAAAGGAGGGAACAAAGUGUACAUAUCCUCCAAUUAAGAAAAGAGGGCUACCUACAGGGCGCUUACAGGAACUCGAGAAGAAGUUGCAGCUAUACGAGGGUAUUCUAGGAUACCUUAUCACGACAGGUAAAGAUUCCUUGAAUGUUGAGCGAAAAUUACAUGUUAUUUCUACAGAGGGAGAAGAGAGGGCUCGGUUUCUCCGAAACCGAACUACUUUACAAAAAAUGUGGUCUCAUAGCCAGAUAUGUGAACGUGUUGCUCUUUUAGAUAGGUCAACAGAGACGCAUCAGCACGCUAGUGCUUUGCGAUCAUCCGAUUCGGGAAGCCCUUAUGACUACUUUAAAGAAGAAGAAUGGUCAACAGAAUAUUUGAGGUAUCAAGGUGAUUCAUUUAUCGUAUCAGGUUUCUCUAGAGCAGCUGUCCAAAGAUAUAUGGCUCAAUCACCUUCCAAAUUCUUAGCUCCUUUUCGAGUUAGUUCAAUUUUUCGUAUCCAUAAAUCACAAAAGCCUCCAGACAUAUCUUCGAGCUUGUAUUCCUUCCCAGAAGAAUAUAAAAUUUUAGUUGACGCAUAUUUUCAAUUUAUCAAUCCUUUAUUUCCUAUGUUAGAAAAAGAUUUGAUGAUGAGUUUUAUAGAAAAAGUAUUCAACAAAAAGAUACAAGUAAGCCAAAAGGACGCAGUUUUAAAUACAGUGGCUUUGUCAUGGGCAGUACUCUCCAAUGGUAGAUACAUUAUGGAUGCAACAACAAAAUUGCUGAUCUCAACGACAGCCUCAAACGUUUAUGCUUCUAAUGCGACUUCAGUUUUAGAAUAUGGAGCCAAUUCCACCAUUGAAACAAUUCAAACAAUGCUUCUCAUUGGAUACUAUGAGUAUUGUAUCGGAAAUUGGGAUCUCUCUUGGGUAUUAACUUCUUCGGCCGCUAGAAUGGCUAUAGACGUAAGACUAGUGGAACCAAGCGAAGAAGAGUUUAGUAAAAGAAGUGACCCUUACCUGAUAUUAUUUUAUAAGCUGUCGAGAACAAGAACUUGGGAAGUCGCUUUUAUCCUAAAUACUUUACUUUCAGCUAGGAUGGGAAGAUCCUCUGUCAUGAAAGUUUCUGACUGGAAAGAAUGGGAUAGAUCUAACUUUCUAAAUUUUGAAGAGGUCACAGAUAUAACCAACUCAAAUGAAUACAAAUAUUUUGGGACUUCCUUCGAUCAGACCGUUAAGAUUAUCUCUGUUUUAAAUUUAUCUGUGACAUCUCAAUUUGAUACCGUAGGAGUAACGGAAGCAUUUUUAACACCUAAUGUUAUUACUUUUGAUUAUUUGGAGGGAAGGUUGAAUAGUAUUAAAGAGAAAAUCCCUUCUAUUUUCUUGAUGGGGCUGUUAAAUGAGAGUGUGGAUAUCCAGAAUAUCUCGUUAGAUGUUCUAAUUGUCCACUUGAUGUACAACUUAACGCUCUGCGUGAUAGCUGUGAGAUUGAGUGAAGAAACUGCACUUGAAGGCUACAAGUAUUCACAAAAACGGCGAAAUAACUACUACGUAGAAGGCGCACUAGGAUUAAAAAGGUUACUAACAAAGUUAAGUAAGAAACAGCUUCUAUGCAUUCCUUAUUUGGAUUACAUGUUGACUAUUUGUUUGACUUGUUCAGACAUGAUGACAGGUUAUCCAUGUGUUGCUGAAAAAUUGGCGCGCUUGUUGGGAGAUAUGUCGCAAAACUCUAGACCAUGUAACAUAGCAAGGGACGUUAUAAGUUUUGAGGAUAAGGCUAGAGGGCUCAAGGAUAUUUUAUUUGACAGCUCAAAUUCAAAAAUAAAAGGUUUCAGGGAAGCGAGCCGACAGGAAGAUUCGCUAACACCCCACUCAAGAUCACUUUUAGGCCCAUCUUCUUCUGCAGAGAAGGAUCUUAAGACUGGUCCUAAAUCUGGAGAUAGUCCAAUAAAUCUUAUAAAUAGUACAGAGGCUGGUUUUUUAGAUGCAUUCAUGAUUAAUCCGAAUACAGGAGAUAGAAAUCAGGCAGCAGAUAAUGUUCCUUAA
Priceomyces carsonii is the source of this 2124-nucleotide messenger RNA. RefSeq lists its product as uncharacterized. Gene Ontology annotation, molecular function: DNA binding; zinc ion binding; DNA-binding transcription factor activity, RNA polymerase II-specific. The transcript has a single exon. NCBI's taxonomy places the organism in Eukaryota, Fungi, Ascomycota, Pichiomycetes, Serinales, Debaryomycetaceae. The coding region runs from base 1 to 2124 and encodes 707 amino acids. The record is from RefSeq and is a predicted model, not a curated record. Gene Ontology annotation, biological process: DNA-templated transcription; positive regulation of transcription by RNA polymerase II.